UCACUGCCUCACAUAAUGCUGCUGCUGCUGCUGCGGGUGGUGCAGAUGAUGGUGUCUCGGCCGUAUUGGUGGUGGUGGCGGCUGCGCCAGCACAAACACCAGAGGAGAGACAUCACCGCUCCCACACGCCAUGUGCUGCUGCUGCUGUUGCUGGAUGAUGGGCACAUCAGCCGUGGUGGACCGGUUGCUCAACGACCAUUCUCGUGGAGCGCUGCCCAGCAUCCCGCUAGUCACACCCCCAGGGCAGAUCGGUGGCACGGCAAACAAGCUCUGAAAGCCGACCGUCGGCUCCUCAUGCUGAUGCUGAUGCUGCUGUUGCCUGACGCGCCCCACACUCCGGAAGGGCCCGAUCAUGUCCUUGUCUCGCCUCUGCUGCCACCGAUACCCACUCGGUGUGGCAUCCUGGUCAGCACCAGAGCCAGAACCGGGGCUCAGCUGCGGCAGCAUGGCCGAUAUCGACGGGUGGUGGUGGCCGUCGUGGUGUGUGGGUGAGGGGAAGGCCUUGGUGGAGACGCGUGACUCGUCUGGCGAGAGGGAGGAAAGGGGCGAGCGGGAGGCUGACGGUGACAAAGGCAGGUCGCUCAGCACACCGCCGCGGCUCCGGACAAUCGGUAUGUCCUCUGAUAAGAGAGAGGGGCUGACGAUGGACGAACAUGACACACACACGUGUUUGUUUUGUGGAUGCACGGCUGUCGGUGAGAUACGCACCGCUGAUAGAGUCGGCCGCCUCUCUUUUUGGAGGUCUUUGAUCGUUUGCCAGGCGGGUGCCACUCGUGGCAGAACUGACAGCUGCGGCCGUUCUGGCACCCCUUGCCCCAAUAAAACACACACGGCUUGCAGGCCCCAACGUUGUGCAACAAACUCCCUGUCGCACAGAGACGCAAGAGACAUCAAUGCCAAUGCACACACUUACACAGAGCGCGAGGGACGAGCUCUCUCGACCUGGACACUUGAGUGGGUGUCCGGUGUCUCUGUGAUCCAUCUUGGAGAGGUCUUCAGCAACAUCCUCCAGCCACGUGGCCGUCCCAGGCACCACAUAGUGGGAGAACGGGACAUACCCAUCAUCACCACGGGGCAUCACCGGUAACGCUAUGCGGCUCCCUGAACAAGGAGACAUGAAGAGGCAUGCUCUGUGGAUGGCUGUUCAGGCAUCGUGCGUCCUCUUUCGUCAUCACCAGGUGAUCUGGGCAUCUGGGGGAUGAGCAACGGUGGCGGCCGGCGCACACGACGGAACCCCACCCCACUCAUGACCCUGCCCUCGUCACUCUCUCCGCCUUGCCCGUUGCCAUUCCCCUCUGUCUCGUCCCUCCCCCGCCCCUCCCCCUCCUCGAGCACCACCUCCAGCGGCCUCUUGACGUCCAGCACAGCCAUUCCCGGGUGCUCGCACCCCAGGUUAUCACUCCUGUGUCGUUUUAGGCCGAGCAGCUUCCACAACGGGUCCACCUGGUAGAAGAGCACGUGCAGCUGCCGGGCAAAGGCGUCAUAUGUCUGUAGGUGCACUGAUGACGGCCCCUCGGGCGGCUGGUAGGAGGAGUCGUUUCUCCGUGCGGGUCUCCGCUGCCAUGAGCGGUGUCGCACGUUGGCUGGGUCGGGGAAGGGCACUUGGGGGAUCUUGAGGGCCGGGAGGGAGAGGGACCGUCUUCGGGCUUCGGUUGGGACCGCCUCUCGUAUGUGAAUGAACGAGUGUUUGACACAGCCCCUCAGCCAUGUGGUCUCUGCGUCGAUCACACAGGCUUGCGUGUGGGAGAUCAU
Messenger RNA from Vitrella brassicaformis, 1752 nucleotides. Lineage: Eukaryota; Vitrellaceae. The record is from the annotation of a GenBank genome assembly.